AUGAUCAUCGAUGGAUCAACACUGGAGGGCGGCGGCCAGAUCCUUCGCAACUGCGUCGCCUUUGCGGCCAUUCUCAACAUUCCACUCCACAUUACCAACAUCCGAGGUAACAGGGCCAAGCCGGGCCUCCAGCGGCAGCACUUGGCCGGCCUGAAGCUCGCAGUGGAGCUGUGCAAUGCGCGAGCCACGGGGCUGGAGCGAGACUCCACUCAAGUGACCAUCGUCCCCGGCAGCGAGAUCAAACACGGCCAGUUCACGGCGGACGUAGAGAGCGCGGGGGCUUGCACGCUGCUCGCUCAGAUCAGUCUCCCCAUCGCCCUCUUUGGAUCCGGCAGCUCCACCUUCGUCCUCAAGGGUGGCACCAACGUCCCAUUCUCGCCACCUUUCGAGUACCUCAAGCGCGUCUUCCUGCCAGCCCUAGCGAGGUUUGGCAUCCCCGAGGGCGCCGUGGAGGUGUGCGAGGAGAGGCAGGGGUUCAUGCCGGGUGGUGGUGGUGAAGUUAGGGUUAGGAUUGAGCCCCUGACGAGGCCACUGGUGGGUGCGUGCCUGGACGAGCGCGGGGACGUCACGAAGUGUACGGCGUACGUGUCCGGGGCGUGUACGGCCGCGUUCGAGGCCGAGGUGGCGAAGGAGAUACAGGACUGCCGGAAGUUGGCGGUGGCGAUGGAGAGCGAGUUUAGGGUCAGGAGAGUGGAUCGCGAAAGCAAGUGCCAAAUGCAGGUGGUGCUUGUGGCAGAGACGAGCAAUGGGCACCGGAUUGGAGCGUCGGCGCUGACGGGCGGGAAGCGGAGCUCCGGGAAGGGACUGGUGGCGGCGGCGGUGGUGAAGAUGGUGAAGCAGCUCGAAGGGGAGGUCUGUGUGGACGAGUAUCUGCAGGAUCAAGUGGUGAUCUUCAUGGCGCUGGCGAGAGGGAGGUCGAAGAUGAAGUGUGGAGAGAUUACGCUCCACACGAGGACGGCCAUCCAUUUUGCAAGCCUUUUGAGUAGGGCGGUGUUUGAGAUCCAAGAACUUGGAGGAGGAACCAACAUAAUAAUGUAUGACGAGAGAAACGUCCCAAUGGGCUAUGGCCUCGUCACCUUUAGCAGCGAGAGAGGCAUGCGCAAGGCCAUUGAGAAGAUGAACGGCAAGCCGUUGCCGGACACGGGCCCUGAGCGCCACCCGCUAGACGUGUUUGAAGCAAAGCCAGGGAGGGACUCUUGGAGCUGGGACAUGCGAGAGUGCGGGAGGUGUGGACUGCCCGGGCACAGCAAAAGGGAUUGCAACACCAUUCCUCCUACCGAUCCAAAGCAUGUCUUUGCGGGAGAGCUCGAGAGCGACCCAUUUAAUCCUGAGGUGAGUUAA
Molecule: messenger RNA, 1341 nt
Organism: Selaginella moellendorffii
Lineage: Eukaryota; Viridiplantae; Streptophyta; Lycopodiopsida; Selaginellales; Selaginellaceae
Product: RNA 3'-terminal phosphate cyclase
Exons: 2
Coding region: 1-1341 (446 amino acids)
Biological process (GO): RNA processing
Cellular component (GO): nucleus
Molecular function (GO): RNA binding; RNA-3'-phosphate cyclase activity; zinc ion binding
Source: RefSeq, a predicted model, not a curated record